Candoia aspera is the source of this 1687-nucleotide messenger RNA. Its product is annotated as keratin, type I cytoskeletal 23-like. Gene Ontology annotation, cellular component: cytoskeleton. The record is from RefSeq and is a predicted model, not a curated record. The coding region runs from base 141 to 1427 and encodes 428 amino acids. The transcript is spliced from 8 exons. Gene Ontology annotation, molecular function: structural molecule activity. NCBI's taxonomy places the organism in Eukaryota, Metazoa, Chordata, Lepidosauria, Squamata, Candoiidae.
AAGGAAACUCCCACAGGGAAAGGCUUAAAAGCGCUUCAGGAAGGUUGAGACAUUUCUUAGGCAGUGACGGUGAGUCAAAAAGGAGAGAGGGAAAGAGACAGAAUUGCUGGUGGUACAACCAGGUCUUAACUGACAUCAGGAUGAAUUCUAGCCACGGCUUCUACCACUUUUCCUCUGGCUCCCUCGGAGAUGCUGCAGGAUGCACCUUCCAUCAUAUAGGAGAUUCCUACGGAACUUGCAGUUUCCAUGGAGCAAGCAGCGGUGUUCCCAUGCCUGUGUCAUAUGGAGGCCCCAUCUGGCUGGCCUGUAAUGCUGGGACAAGCUGGGGAGCCUUCAGGGGGAGCCAAGGAAACCUCUUCAUGGGAGGGAGCGAAAAGCAGACCAUGCAGGACCUGAAUGGCCGCUUGGCUGCCUACUUGGAAAAAGUACAAUCUUUGGAGGAAGCCAACACACAGCUGGAGGACUGCAUCCAGGAAUGGCACCAGAAGAGGUCUCACAGCACCAAGCAGGACUUCAAGGAUUACGAGCAAAACAUCUUAGACAUGCACGAGCGGAUUGAGACUGGACGGAUUACCAAUGCAGGCCUUGUUCUACAGAUUGACAAUGCCAAGAUGGCGACAGAGGACUUCAGGCUCAAGUAUGAGGCUGAAAAAGCCCUCCGGCAAAGUGUGCAAAACGAUGUUGAAAACAUCCGUAAGGAGCUGGACAACAUGACCAUCAUAAUAACUGACCUGGAAAUGGAAAUUGAAGCUCUGCGAGAAGAUCACAUACUUAAAAAAAAAGAACAUGAGGCAAAUAUGCAAGCACAUGGCUCAUCCGAAGACUUCAAAGUGAAUGUGAAGGUGAACAAAACUCCACAAGAAGAUUUGGCCAAGAUCCUGGCAGGGAUAAGAGCAGAUUAUGAAGCAAUAAUUGAAAAAAACCACCGAAGUCUUGAUUCUUGGUUCCAACAACAGAUUGGAAAUGAACCUUCAGAGGGGCAACACAACCAGGAAGAACUACAAAACAGCCAGAAAGAAAUCAGUGAGUUGAAUCGCACACUGCAAACCCUGGAAAUUGAUUUCCAGACAGAACUAAAUAAGAAAUUCGCCUUAGAAAACAAUUUGGCAGAAACCAAGUCUCGCUAUACUUUCCAGCUUCAAAGUAUUCAAAACCUCAUCUCUAAAUGUGAAGAAGAGCUCAGCAAGUUUCGGCAUGAUAUCAAGUGUCAAAAUAAUCAAUACAAGGUCCUCUUUGGAAUAAAAACACGUCUGGAGAGGGAAAUUUCUACUUAUCGCCAGCUUCUGGAUGGGGAUGUUGAUGGGAAGACCGGCGCAAGCUUUAGAGAACACGGAUCAAGCAAUCAGAACCUAAAGAAAAUUGUGCAAGAGACUGUGGAUGGAGAGGUAGUCUCUACACAUACCACUGAGAUCAAACGGCACACAUGAUUUCCAACAUGAAGGAAAAAUCAUUUAUCUGUGGAACGUAUUCAGAUUUGACUAUUUAAUGAGAAGAGUUCUAUUCCUUAUAGGCAGUGUACAGUAUGUAUGCAUUCUUUGGGGCUCCUGAAUUCUUUUUCUCAAUCUGUCAUCCAUAUGUAAUUUAAUUUAAUAUGAAUGCAAAUAAUUUAGCAUCUUCUGUUGUAUCUUACUUCUUUAAAACCUCAAGAUAAAUAAAAGUAUCAUUAAUUUAUUCUGGUUCCCAACAA